GUUUUAGAUCGUGUCCAAGCAAACCUCUUCCGCCCUGAAGAAUGGAGAGAUACUUCAGCUUCCGGGCUCCAGAGCAUACAACCUCCAACAACUGCGAAACAUCCUUAUCCCAAAGCCUCCAUGAGACAACAUAAUAUUCUCAAAAACCCCAUUCAGACCUUCAAGAUGAUGACCAAGACCAUUGCCCUCAUUGCUACCAUCCUGGCGGUGGCCGCCACUGCCGAACCCACUGUGGGCUACGCAGGGUACUUCUACGAGAACUGCACCACCCCCAGCAUCGAUGCGGGCAACGCCUACGCCGGCUCGUGCCUGAACGUCGAGAACUUCCCCAUCAAGUCGUUCACCGCAUACGUCGAGUCCGGCAGCUGCGCCGACGGCACCUCCACCGUCCUUCACACCUACACGGCCUCUGGUUGCGACGAGUCGACCCUGUUCGAGACCGUCAGCGUGGACAGCGAGAAGCAGUGCUUCGAGGCGGAUGUGACUCUCGUUAGCAUCAAGUCGGAGUGUGUUUAGAUGAGAUUCAAGUUUUGUGGUAAAGAAGUGAUGGGAAGGAUGAUAUGUAUUUAGUCAUGUUGCCAAGGUGGACAUGAGAUGGUCGAUGACGAGCUGCAUAUAUGCUAAGUAAAUUGUAUGUGGAGUGGGGGUGGAAACUGAGAUUGCUUAUCGACAUAAGCGAUAAGUAAGAGCUUGGCGUUGGGAUGCUUGGUGUGCCUUGAAAUUGCAUCAUAUCAAUAACAUUCACAAACACAGUCACUAAAUUCUUGCCC
Molecule: messenger RNA, 770 nt
Organism: Aspergillus saccharolyticus JOP 1030-1
Lineage: Eukaryota; Fungi; Ascomycota; Eurotiomycetes; Eurotiales; Aspergillaceae
Exons: 3
Coding region: 121-516 (131 amino acids)
Source: RefSeq, a predicted model, not a curated record